CACAGGCGGGAUCCUUACCCGGAAGUAGCCUCGGUGCUGCGGUAAAAAAGCUAAAUAACUCCGUAGAGAGUGGAUAUUACCGUUUAUUUUCGACGUUAAGUGGUUUCUUUGUCUCUCCGGAGCCGUUAAAGUUCAACCGGAAUCAACGGAAAACGGUUUUUAUCUCAUAAAACCCUCCUUCGAUACUGUGUCCGUUAGAAAUGAACGUAAUCUCCGGGGAAACACGGUAAACAACCCGUUUAAUCGCGUUUUAACGCUUCCAAUAAGAUGUUACAUCCAACAGACGGGUACGUGACUCACAUUUAAAGCCCUCGUUGCGGUUCGUUUGUACAAAUCUCGCCCGAGAUUUGAGUAUUUAGCGCGUUUCUGUGAACUGGUAACGCGCAUGCGCGGUGAGCCGCGGCAAGCCGAUGCGGAUAUAAGGAUUGGCGCCGGCGCCACAGCUGAUGCAUUCAUUCAUUCACCACCGAGGAGCAGAGCCAUAAAUACACUCAACACAAUGUUCAGACGCAGCGGUCGCAUCACUUUGCAAGCCAGAGAUUCAAACACGCUCGAGCCGACCGCCAGAGCCCCGCUGAAGAGAAGGAAAUCUGAGCCCUCCAAGAAAAAGCUACAACCUGCUGCCAAGAAACAAAGCUAUGAAAUACAGAAGUGUUGGUCCGAGGACGGAGCGAGUCCAUGUGUCCUCAUCGAGACCCCCCACAAGGAGCUGGAGCCUGCAGACCCCUCCAGCUUCAAGCAGUACAGAUUCAAGAACCUCUUCAUCAAGGCCUCCCCCAUUCCCUGCCUCAGCUGGGCGAGCUCUGACGACGUGUGGAUCAAGAUGCUCAACAAGGAGCUGAAGUACGUCCACGACGGCAGCUACCUGCAGCGCCACCCCAAGCUGCAGCCCAGCAUGAGGGCCAUCCUGCUCGACUGGCUGUUCGAGGUGUGCGAGGUGUACGCCCUCCACCGGCAGACCGCCUACCUCGCCCAGGACUUCUUCGACCGCUUCAUGCUGACGCAGGAGAACGUCAACAAAGACUACCUGCAGCUCAUCGGCAUCACGGCGCUCUUCAUCGCCUCCAAGAUAGAGGAAAUCUACCCUCCUAAAAUCUUAGACUUCGCCUACGUCACAGAUGGAGCCUGCGAUAUUUGGGACAUCCAGCGCACGGAGCUCCACAUACUCAAGGCGCUGAACUGGAACCUCUGCCCCGAGACCCCCAUCGCCUGGUUGAAGCUGUACGCUCAGGUGGAGGCCCAGAAAGACGGAGAGAACUUCCUGGUGCCGCAGUUCUCCCAGGAAACCUACAUCCAGAUCACACAGCUGCUGGACCUGUGCAUCCUGGACAUCCGGGCGCUGGACUACAGCAACAGCGUCCUGGCCGCGGCCGCCUUCUGCCACUUCUCCACGUUCGACGUCGUCCACAAAGUCUCGGGUCUGACGUGGGACGGCGUGUCCCCGUGUGUCCGGUGGAUGAGUCCCUUUAUGGACGUCCUGCGGUCUCAACCAGCACCUCAACUCAAGACCUUCUCCAAGGUCAAACCUGACGCCCGGCACAACAUCCAGACGCACGUGGCCUACCUGGACCUGCUGAAAAAAUCCCAUGAACUUCGACCUGACAGCCCUGAAUGUCAGAUGUCUCCCAUCGCCGUGGGAACGAUCCUGACUCCGCCCAGCAGCACAGAGAAACCAGCCAAUCACUGAGCAGGAUGCACUACCUCUUCGUACAGCUUGACCUGAUUUGACGUCUCCGAUCGCGUCAGCUCGUCGCCAACAGGACACGAUUUUAGAUUUUUAUGUAGCGUGAUUUUUAUUUUAUUUUUAAACACUAAACCUGGAAUCCUGUCUUCUUUUUUUAUUUUAUUUUUUUAAUUCAUUUGGUUUUAUGAAACUUGAAAUUGUCAGGAACUGCUGUUCUAUGGACAGUGUGGGACUUUACAGGUGAACCAGUUUGAGUUUUAGACUGAAGCAGCGACCCGGGUCCCCGGAUGGAAUUUGGGAUCCGUCUUGUUGCUCGGUUGAGAGGAAACUGAACAUUUUGAAGUAUUAAUCUGGGAGUUUUACUGCUGCCCUUCUUGAAAUAAGGCGUAAAUUCCUCCAGAUGGUGCUAUACUCAGAUUCUUUGAUUCAAGAGAAUCAAAAUGUCAUUUUCUACGUUAAAUAUAUUUUAUUUAACCCUGGAAUUUGCUUAAGUUUAAGUAUCCUCUCCUAAAUUGUAAAAUCUCCCAAAUGUAUGUAAACUUAAAGGUUUACACCCCCAAUUUUUCAGAACAAUGUUAUCUAUAGAGUGCUUUAUUUUUUGCUACAUGAGCCAUACCAAUAAUCACUUUAUUUGCUGUUAACAUCUGGACAUCUGCAGGUGUUUUGAACGCACCUGACCUGUUUGUGUGGCUCAAUAAUUCCCCUCUUCAAUCGCGUUGUUGUUGCAACCUGGUUGCACAUUCGUGUUACAUUCCUGAGAAACUUGACUUGCAUAGGAAAACUGCAGUUUUUGCGUUUAAAAGUGCUUGUAUUUAUUAAGCCUUAGUAUGUAAAAACAAUGUCUGUGUAUAUGUAAAAGAUAACAAUCUGAGCUCAGUUUGAUCGCUGCCAAAGGCAAAAGCUAUUUAUGAUUUUGCUAUUUGACGUCUUUUUGUUGAAUUACAGUUCCUCAUUCGAUGGUGUACGAUAGCCUGUCCAUUCUUAGUGCCUUUUUAAAAAGAAUAUGAACUGUACAGCUACAAGUGUGAACAAACCUGUGACUGUAAACCUGAAAUCUCUACAGCUCACUCGAGAUUGCGGUGGACAAACAAUGGAAACUGUAGAUGUUAAAGAAUGUAUGUUUUGUAAAUACAAUAAUUCAGAAAUGUGUAAUUUCUUUUAUAUUGGAAUGUUUUAAAUAAAUUGAAGGAGUUUGGUAUGUU
Molecule: messenger RNA, 2886 nt
Organism: Etheostoma cragini (Arkansas darter)
Lineage: Eukaryota; Metazoa; Chordata; Actinopteri; Perciformes; Percidae
Gene: ccne2
Product: cyclin E2
Exons: 12
Coding region: 386-1687 (433 amino acids)
Biological process (GO): G1/S transition of mitotic cell cycle; regulation of cyclin-dependent protein serine/threonine kinase activity
Cellular component (GO): cytoplasm; centrosome; nucleus
Molecular function (GO): cyclin-dependent protein serine/threonine kinase regulator activity
Source: RefSeq, a predicted model, not a curated record